AUGUUGGCCCCAGCUCCCAUCCAAGCCAAGGCCUCAAGCUCGGCUACCGAACUAUACCUCAGUCAAGCCCGUGCCAGCGGCAGCACUGAAGACUGCAUGGCCUUGUACGACAAAUGGGCCGCCUCAUAUGACGACGAGGUUGGAGACAGUGCUCAAGAGUACGUUGCACCCAUGCUUGUCGCUCAAGCCGCCAUCAAAUACGGGCUCUCCAACGGCGCCACAAACAGCGUGAUACUGGAUGCCGGUUGCGGGACCGGGCUGGUGGGAGUGGCUCUUGCAAUGGCCCAGGCCAAAGCAAUCGAUGGCAUCGACCUAUCUCCCGCCAUGCUUUCCAUCGCAAGAAAGACCGGCAUCUACCGAGAUCUCACAGUGGCAGACAUGAACCGACCGAUCGACAAGACGGACGGAACAUACGACCUCGUGUCCUGCGUGGGUACUUUCACACUUGGCCACGUUGGACCAGACCCUGCCCUGCGUGAACUUGUGCGCGUCACUAAGCACAAGGGUGUCGUUGUCUCCACGAUUCUGGAAGAGAUCUGGGUGCCCGGAGGGUUCAAAGCUGAGGUUGAGAAAUUGGUGGCGGAGGGUCUGGUGAAGGUAGUCAACGAUGAGCUUAUAGACUAUGUAAAGGGACACGGCGACAAGGCAGUGUUGCUCAUUCUAGAGAAGAUCGAUCGCCACUGA
Molecule: messenger RNA, 684 nt
Organism: Penicillium mononematosum
Lineage: Eukaryota; Fungi; Ascomycota; Eurotiomycetes; Eurotiales; Aspergillaceae
Product: class I SAM-dependent DNA methyltransferase
Exons: 1
Coding region: 1-684 (227 amino acids)
Source: RefSeq, a predicted model, not a curated record